UCAUGCUGCUGCCAAGUCCAGAGUCUGUCAUGGGUCCCUGUACGGCCUCCCAUUGCUGCUGUCUCCAUCGCCACACUCUGCCAUGUGCCACUUUCAGGUCUCCUCACACUGCUGGUGUGUUCCAUUUUUUGUCAUAGGGUGCUGGCAGAUUACGGGCCUCCCAUAGCUGCUGCCAGGCCCCUAAUCUGCCAUGGGCCCCUAUACCGCCUCCUCAUGCUGCUGCCAAGUCCAGAGUCUCUCAUGGGUCCCUGUACGGCCUCCCAUUGCUGCUGUCUCCAUCGCCACACUCUGCCAUGUGCCACUUUCAGGUCUCCUCACACUGCUGGUGUGUUCCAUUUUUUG
This is a messenger RNA of Staurois parvus, 342 nucleotides long. The record is from the annotation of a GenBank genome assembly. Lineage: Eukaryota; Metazoa; Chordata; Amphibia; Anura; Ranidae.